Molecule: messenger RNA, 2793 nt
Organism: Callorhinchus milii (elephant shark)
Lineage: Eukaryota; Metazoa; Chordata; Chondrichthyes; Chimaeriformes; Callorhinchidae
Product: SPARC (osteonectin), cwcv and kazal like domains proteoglycan 3
Exons: 13
Coding region: 84-1409 (441 amino acids)
Molecular function (GO): calcium ion binding; protein binding
Source: RefSeq, a predicted model, not a curated record
GGAGAUCGCGCCGCGCGGAGCUGUGGAGGGAGGGAGGGCAGAGCAACAGCAACAGCAAAGCGCGGAGCUGCAGCUAAAGCAAGAUGAUAAGGGCUCUGGUGUGUGUUGCCGCCGUGGCUUUCCUGCACACGGAAGGUAGGCAAAGAGCCACGUCGGACAGCGGCAAUUUUCUGGAUGAUAAGCAAUGGCUGACGACUAUCUCACAGUAUGACAGCGAGCCCGGGCACUGGAACAAAUUCAGAGACGAGGUUGAGGACGAUUAUUUCAGGAGCUGGAACACUGGCAGGCAUUUGAACCAAGGGCUGGACUCCACAAAAGAUCCUUGUCUAAAUGUGAAAUGCAGUCGACACAAAGUGUGCAUUGCUCAAGACAACCAGAGAGCUCUCUGCGUUAGUCACAGGCGGCUAACGCACAGUAUGAAAGAAACCAGCCUUUCCCACAAGCAGCGGAAAGGAGGAUCCAAUUCAGCAAAUUGCAAGCCCUGCCCGGUGGUUCAUCCUACUCUUGUAUGUGGAACUGAUGGCCACACAUACUCUUCUCUGUGCAAACUAGAAUAUCAAGCGUGCAUGUCAGGCAAACAGAUCUCAGUCACAUGUGAAGGACGGUGUCCCUGCUCAUCCACAGUGGAAGGAAAAAAUGAAAAGAAAGAAUGCAGUGACAAGGAGUUCAGAGAAGUUGCCUCCAGACUAAAGGACUGGUUCAAAGUACUGCACGAAAAUGGAAACUACAAUAAGAAGAGUCGCGGACUUCAGAGACAAGACAAGGAUAGAGUUAUCUCCCCGAGGCACAUGCCAGCUGUGGCUGAGAGACCAGGAUUUGACACCAGUAUUCUGCCCAUUUGCAAGGAUUCACUUGGUUGGAUGUUCAACAGACUAGAUACAAACUAUGACCUGCUGCUUGAUCAGUCAGAGCUGAGAAGCAUUUAUUUUGACAAGCAUGACCAAUGCAUGAAACCGUUUUUCAACUCGUGUGACACCUACAGAGAUGGUAGGAUUUCCAACAACGAAUGGUGCUACUGCUUCCAGAGACAUCAAGAUCCUCCCUGCCAGACGGAACUAAACAAUAUUCAAAGGCAACAAAAAGGAAAAAAACUCCUAGGAUUUUUCAUUCCGACUUGUGAUGAAGAUGGCUAUUAUAAAGCAACCCAAUGCCAUGGCGGCGUGGGACAAUGCUGGUGUGUUGACCGAUAUGGAAAUGAAAUGGGAGGAUCAAGGACAAGUGAAUCUCCAGACUGUGGUGGGGAGAUUGAGAUAUCAGGUGACUUUGGUAGCGGUGAUUUUCACGAGUGGUCAGAUGAUGAGGAUGAUGAUGAGCAGGAGAACAAUGAUGAGGAAGAAGAUGAAGUUGACAAUGAGGAUGAUGAAGAUGAGGACGAUGAUGAAUAUGAUGUAGGCAGCUACAUAUGGUAGUCUGGAAGUGUCACGAACUUUACUAUUUUGCACGUUUCUAUAGUGAAAUCUCAUAUGAGUUAUUAGACAUUAAAAAUGAACAAAAACUAUUUCAGUCGGCGUGUAUAUUUUGUACAAUUACCCUCAAAUGGUUACUCCAGAAAUAGGUGCGUCCCCUUGAAAUAAACUUUUACUGCCUAAAUGCUGCAGUGCUCCUGUAAUCUGUGCCAGUUUUGCAAACACAAAGUUGAAAAAUGGCAGCCCAGAAAAGAGAAUUAUAUCACAACUAGGAAAAAAAUGGCAAAACCUCAAAAGUUCUUUUUGUUUCUCUGAAAAUCAAUUUAUUUUCAAUUGUGUUCAAUCCUUGUACAUAAAAUUGCAUUGCAGUAACUCAAGAUGUCUUCUUCACUGAAAUAAUCUGCAAGGUGUCUUUGUUGUUAACUCUCAAACCAUUUCUCACAGCACCUGAUGUACUAAUAUAUCAGGGUUGCUGUUUAUACAGUCAGUAACGGUUGAAAUAUAUAAUCACAGUUCAUUGUGAAAAAAAUCUCAGUCAAAUGUCAAAUUUUGCAUUUGUGCGAAUAUUGUUUCUUCAGGAUUAUGUGGUGGAAUUUACAAGCGGCUAUUUCGAAAGAGAGAGGUAGUUAUUGUCAACAAAACAUUCUUACCAUACAUCUAUCUAAACAUAGUUAAGAAUGUGCAUGCCUUGACUGCCUGAAAGAUAUUUUCUUCUCCCCCCAAACCCCCAUAAAAUUGAAUCAUCUCCUCAAAGUACAUAAUUUCAAUUCUUAGUUGAAAAUAAAAUAGAAGUCACAUCGUGAUGUGCCUUUCAAAUUUAGGAAUAGAUUUUUUUUUCCUUCUGUGUUAAGGGUAGAGUUCAGGUAAUAUUUAAGCACACCUGAUCAAAGCUUUGUUACCAGUGUGAGCUGUGAAUUAAGAGAAAAAUAACAAAAAAAAGUUUUCAAUAGAUAUGGCAAUUACUGUAUGGACUAUAGUAUCCCAUUACCACGUGUAGCAUUAGCACUUGAACAAUUUUGCUAUAGACUAAAUUACCCUGUAUUUAUGUUAGCAUGUUAUUUGAUUGUGUAGAACAUGUUGGAAUUCCACUGCCUUGAUGCAUUACCAGAGCUGAGAGUUCAAGUCCUUUGUCAACUGAAAAAAACAACAUUGUUUGUAGUUACUAAAGUAACCUUACACCAGUUAUUGUUAAUUUAGAACAAAUGAUUGUUGGUUUUAAAUAUUUUGCCAGGAAUCUGGAACAAAAGGAAAAUCAUGAAUUCUAUAUAACUCAUUUUGAUUAAAAUUUACCUUAUAUUUUGAAUUUGUGUUACAAAAUGAAAAGCUAUGCUGCAUUUUUUUUUUACCGUUUAUGUAGUUUGCAAUAAUAAAGGACUCCUGUAACCAA